UUAAGUUUCAUGGUAUUUGUUUUCAGGUGCCGCAGAAUGCCGCAACACGUCUGACAUCUGUCGAGGGUCGUUUGAACAACCUGCAGCCUACAGGGGCUGUCCUCACACAAUUCACAUCAAUUACAAAUCGAAUCUCAACAGUUGAAACACGGGUAAGAAGGGGACUUAGGAGACGCCCAUCAAGGAUUAGACCCCUUAGCAGUAGCUCACAGUUCAGGAACCUUAGGAACAGGGUUCAGACCCUUGAGAGUCAAAUGUCAAACCUUCAAACACUUCUUACGACAAAUGAGUGUUCUGAUCGUCCCUGUCGCAAUGGCGGAACCUGUGUUGACCUCUUCAACGGUUACUUCUGCCUUUGUCCAACAACAUGGACGGGUUCCACCUGUGAAACUGAUGUUAAUGAAUGCGCUUAUGCUGGAACUGACCUUGGCUGCCAAAAUGGCGGCACCUGCACCAAUACGCCAGGAGGCUUCAGUUGUCAAUGCCCAACUAACUGGCAUGGAGUACGAUGUCGGGAGACCCAUGAUGACUGCACGGGAGCAUCUCAGUCAGAGCUGUGUGGACAUGGAACAUGUGUCAACGUGCCCAGAACACAGACAAACCAGCCCAAAUACACAUGCAUCUGCGACGAUGGAUGGACCAAGCUCUCAGCCUCCAACCCAUCAUGUACUGUGGAUGUUAACGAGUGUACGGCUAGUAAUCCACCGUGUUCCCAGGAUCCUCCUGUCCAGUGUACAAACAUCCCUGGGUCAUUUGUGUGUGGAAGCUGCCCAGUGGGCUACACUGGCAAUGGUGUCACCUGCAUUGAUGUGAACGAGUGCAGUACAAACAACGGAGGCUGCUCCCGGUCCCCCUUGGUGGAGUGUAUCAACACACGGGGCUCUCGCAGAUGUGGGCCCUGCCCCUCAGGCUACCAGGGUAAUGGUGUGACGUGUGUAUUUGUUGGCAUCUGUGGUGUGAACAAUGGAGGCUGUUUCCCAUCAGCCACCUGCUCUGAGUCUCCAGGUCUGAGUGGUCGAACAUGCACAUGCCCAUCAGGAUAUGUUGGUAAUGGCGUUGGCGCCAAUGGUUGUGUUAGAUCUGGAUCCACUUCUGGAGCUUGCAGUUCCUUCCCAUGUAGGAAUGGAGGAACUUGUACAAACUCAGGCAGUUCCUUCUCUUGCUCUUGUGUGCUCGGCUACACCGGGAAUCAGUGUGAGACAGACAUCAAUGAAUGUUCAAAUACCCCAUGUCGAAACGGAGGCACCUGCGUGAAUAACGUGGGUUCCUUCAGCUGUCAAUGCACAAACUCAUAUACUGGACCAACCUGUGAAACACCUCAGAGCACUUGUGGUGGAGCGUUGCGAGGAACAUCAGGAUCAUUCCAAUUCCCAACCCAGACUGGUACCCAGUAUCCACAUGGAGCAAACUGUGCCUGGACCAUCACCACAACCCGGGACAAGAUUUUGACCCUGACCUUCACAUCCUUCAACCUGGAAUCUCACAGUACCUGCAACUACGACUACCUCCAAAUACAUGACGGACCGACAGCAUCAUCGCACAUGCUCGGCAAGUGGUGCGGUACCAGUCCACCAGGGGGAGGCACUCUCAACACGACCAGCAACCAAGUGUACCUGUGGUUCUACUCCGAUGCCUCCAUCUCUGGUGAUGGAUUCGCCGUCAGUUGGACGACCAAUGAUCCAGUUUGUGGUGGUGAAUUGACAACAUCGUUUGGCACAGUAAACAGCCCUGGUUACCCUGGCAACUACCCUCACAACCGAGACUGUGUGUGGACCGUUGAAGUAGCUCCUGCUAAAAGGAUCAUCUUCACUUUCGCUACUCUUGCCCUUGAAACACAUCCCAACUGUAGCUAUGAUUACUUAGAGCUCCGAGAUGGGCAGUUGGAUUCAUCGCCCCUACUGAACCGGUACUGCAGUACAACAAGCCCUGCCCCUGUACGAACAACGGGCAAUGCCGCAUGGAUUAUGUUCCACUCUGAUCAAUCCCUGAGUGACAGUGGCUUCCAUAUAACUUACGCCACCAUUGAUGGACCAUGUGGAGGAUCCUACACAACUGACGAAGGGACUAUCCAAUCACCAAACUACCCACAGCCAUACACCCAUAAUGCACAAUGUGCCUGGUUGAUAACGGUCCACACUGGGGACAUUAUAUCCCUGACCUUCAGUGCGUUUGACCUUGAAACUGCGAGCUCUUGCCAAUGGGACAGAGUGGAGGUGCGAGAUGGUUCCGAUCAGACGGCCACCCUGUUGGGACGAUAUUGUGGCAGUGACUCACCGGCCCCUGUCAGAUCUACAGGCAACACAAUGUAUGUCUACUUCAGAUCUGACUCUUCAAUCAGGGGAGGAGGAUUCCAAGCAUCCUGGACAGUGGCUUGCGGCGGAACCUUCACAGAGCCUACUGGAACACUAAUGUCUCCUUCCUUCCCAAAUGCUUACCCUCACAACAAGGAAUGCAUCUACAUUAUCAACCAGCCCUCCAACAACCGAAUCACCUUGACCUUCUCAGCAUUUGCCCUUGAGGGCAACUCAGGAUCACAGUGUAUCUUUGAUUAUCUAGAGGUCCGUGAUGGCGGUACGUCUUCAGCGCCGCUCCUGUCUCGGUCCUGUGGCUCUCAGCUGCCAGCAGUGCAGGCGUCCAGCCAGAACCAGAUGUGGAUCAAGUUCAAGACAGAUGGCUCUGUGUCCAACACUGGUUUCCAAGCAACCUAUGCAUCGGAGGAAGGUUGUGGACUGGUUCUGACAGGCACCACUGGACAGUUCCAGAGCCCUGGACAUCCAAAUGUGUACCCACAUGGUGCCAACUGCACCUGGAUCAUCUCCGUGCCAGCGGGAUUGGUCAUCAGACUUCGCUUUGGUGCCUUCAGUCUGGAGGCCCAUUCAAGAUGUGCUUUUGAUAGUGUGACAGUUUACGACAACUCCACCAUCAAUAGCGGCAGUCAGCUUGGAAGGUACUGUGGCUCCACCACCCCGCCUGUGCAGACUUCCACCGAUAAUGUGAUGACGGUGGUGUUUAGAUCAGACAGCAGCAUUGCCCAUGAAGGAUUCACUGCCUCUUACACCACUCUCAAUGCUUCAACAAUAUGUGGAUCAGCAUUGACGACCAUGACUGGUGUUGUGACCAGCCCUAACUACCCUAAUAACUACCCUCACCAGCGGGAAUGUGUAUGGACGAUCACAGUGCCUUCCGGAAACCAGAUUCUCCUCAACUUCACGGACUUCAGCAUGGAAUACCAUCAAAACUGCAACUUUGACUAUGUUGAAAUCAGAAAUGGAGGGUACAGCACCUCUCCUCUGGCUGGCAAGUACUGUGGCUCAACAACACCUCCCAACAUUGUGUCUCAUAGCAACCAGAUGUACAUCAAGUUUAAAUCUGAUGUGUCUUUCUCUGCUCGAGGCUUCAGGAUUUCCUACGAUGGAACUGCUACAGGUUGCGGUGCUGAUCUAACAACUCCUACUGGUAGCUUCAUAUCCCCAAAUUACCCGAUGCCAUACGGACACAAUGCUGAAUGCUUCUGGACAGUGACCACCUCUCGGGGAAGCACAAUAGCCUUGACCUUUACAGACUUUGACAUUGAGUCUCACACCACAUGCAGUUUCGACUAUGUUCUGGUCCGUGAUGGGGACUCCGGGGGCAACCAACUAGCCAAACUCUGUGGCAACACCAUCCCCAACCCAGUCAUAUCCACAAACAACACAAUUUGGAUCAAGUACAGAACCGAUUUCUCUGUGGCAGGCCGUGGUUUCCAAGCUGUUUAUUCAACAUCUUGCAACAACCGAUUGUCUGCGUUCAGUGGGGUCAUUGAGAGUCCAAACUUCCCAAACCCAUACCCCCACAGCCGGAACUGUACCUGGAUCAUUGACACCACUCUUGGCAACACCAUCAACGUCUCCUUUACCAACUUUGACAUUGAAUCUCACUCAUCAUGCAAUUAUGACUAUCUUCAGAUCCGUGAUGGUGAUGCUCCAUCUGAUGAUCCUAUUGGAACAUAUUGUGGGUCGAGUUUGCCGCAGGCAAUUGCCUCUACAGGAAGCAGUCUCUGGAUCAACUUUUUGUCUGAUUCGUCUGUUGCAAGGAAUGGUUUCCGCCUUCAGUGGCUGACAGAUGGUUGUGGUGGUGACUUGACGGGAACAUCAGGUACAUUCUCAAGUCCAAACUUUCCCAACCCUUACCCCCACCGGCGCCAGUGUGAGUGGAGAAUCAGUGUACCCACAGGAAGUGCUGUGCAGCUCACCAUCUCUCCAUUUGACCUUGAGUCUCACUCACAGUGCCGUUUUGAUGUCCUAGAGGUAUAUGGGGGCCCUGAUGACUCUGCUGCUCGACUGACUCAGUUGUGCCACACCCAAACAACAGCGCAGAUUGUCACAACCACCGGCAACACCAUGUUUGUCCGAUUCAAGAGUGACUCCAGCGUUGCCGGCACAGGAUUUAAUGCUACCUUCACUGCCAUUACAGGAGGUUGUGGAGGAUUUUUCAGUACGCGCACUGGCACAAUAUAUUCCAAGAACUAUCCGAGUCCCUAUCCACACAACACAGACUGCCAGUGGCUGAUACAGCUGGAGGAGAACCGUCCAGUGGAGCUCACGUUUGUAGACUUUGAUGUUGAGGGCUCCACAACUUGCCGUUUCGACUAUGUUACUGUUAAUGACGGCGACAAUGAUAACUCUACGGAACUGCUACGACACUGCGGUAAUGCACUCCCUAACCCAGUCACCUACAGAUCCUCCAACAACCAGAUGUACAUACGAAUGAGAACAGACUUCUCUGUAGCCGGCAGAGGGUUCAAGGCAAACUAUGUAACAGCGUGCGGCGGAGUGAGGAACGCCGAGACGGAUGGAGUCCUCACCAGCACCAACUACCCCAACACCUACGACAGAAACAGCAACUGCACUUGGCUGAUCCAGGCAGACCACAACAGUGAUCGUGUGACCUUGACCUUCACCCACAUGGAUGUUGAAAGUCGAGGCAGUUGUUCUCGUGACUAUGUGAAGGUGCUGGAUGGAAAUGAUGCAAACUCCCCCGAGUUAGGAACAUACUGUGGCAACACAGUUCCAAGCCCAAUACGAUCACAAGGAUCGGCCAUGUUUGUCAUUUUCGUCUCAGACUCUUCCAUCCAAGGAACUGGAUUCAGAGCCACAUACACCAAAUCAUCCUCCAGUUGUGGUGGAGCCUACACUGCACAGAGUGGAUCCUUCACCAGUCCUGGCUAUCCUAACAGUUACCCUGGCAACACGGAGUGUGUGUGGACCGUUCAGGGUGCACCUGGCAACAGCCUCAUGGUGUCGUUCAGUCAAUUUGCUUUAACUCAGUCCGCAAACUGUUACUCUGACUACCUGGAGAUGAGGUCUGGAGGGCCUACCGGGACUCUGAUUGGCCGAUUUUGUGGAAGCAGUCUACCUUCCAACAUGACAGCUGCAAAUGGAAUUUGGAUGAAGUUCAGGUCUGAUGGCUCUGGAACAUCAACUGGUUUUCUGGCCCAGUAUAGCACUGCAUUUGGCGGAUCCAUCACAGGAUUGUCUGGUCAGAUUGCUUCCCCUGGCUACCCUGGUCAGUACCCCCCGGUCGACUAUGUCUGGAUCGUCACCACAACAGUCGGGAUGAGGAUCCGAGUCACCUUCGUCUUCAUAGAUAUAGAAGUGUCGUUCACUUCAAACUGUUACUUUGACUACAUAAGGCUAAGGGAUGGAGCUGCAGCCACAAGUCCUAUUUUGGGAAGAUUCUGUGCCACGUCUAACCCACCCUCUGUCCUCACAACGUCCAAUCAACUGCGAGCUGAAUUCCACUCAGACUUCUCAUCCACUGGAAAUGGUUUCCUGUUCAACUGGACUGCGACCAAUGAGAAUCCAACUUCAGCAACUGUACAAACUUCACCAGGUCCAACCACAGCGCCAGGUUGUGGAGGAAAUCUGGUCGCCACGGAUACCAUGCAGAGUUUUGCUUCUCCUGGAUACCCCAAUCGCUAUACCAAUAGCUUGAACUGUAUCUGGAGAAUUACCUCCCCUGUUGGCACUCGCAUUGCCGUCAACAUUACCACCAUUAACCUGGAGUCUCAUUCCUCGUGCAACUAUGACUCUGUUAGAGUAUAUGACAACCCAGCUGCCAGAGGGCCCAUUCUGGGAACAUUCUGUGGACGUACACCAAAUGCCGAUAUCCUCUAUGCCAGCAGCAACCGAAUUACUAUUCAGUUUAGGACAGAUUCCUCUGUUACCAGAACAGGGUUUUCAAUGACUUAUCAAACAGCCUGCGGUGGAACGCUAACAGCAACGACCGGUGUAAUCCAGAGUCCCAACUACCCUAAUCCCUACCCUGCCAAUUCCAACUGCUCUUGGUCAGUUUCGGUCCUCAAUGGGAGAACCAUUUCCGUUAACUUCAACCAGACAUUCAACAUCCCAAGUACAGCUGCCUGUGACACAGACUAUGUGAUGCUCCUGAAUGGUCGAUCAGCCACAGCACCUCCUCUUGGUAAUGGAACCAACCGUGGCAACCAGCUUGGCCAUUACUGUGGCUCCUCAAGGCCAGCAACUCUUCAGACAUCCAGUAACCGUCUCUUUGUCAACUUUGUGUCUGACAAUUCAGGUAGCGCCAAUGGCUUCCGGUUGAUCUUUUCUGAGGUUGCAAUCACUUGCGGAGGAAGCAUCACCCUCACCAACGCUGUUAGGAGCGGCUACAUCACAUCCCCCAACUAUCCUGCCAACUACCCCCACAACGUCGACUGUACGUGGAUCAUUACUGCGCCAGCCAAUGAGAGGAUUAUGCUACAUUUUGAGGACCAGUUCAACAUUGAAAAUAAUCCUUCAUGUACAUAUGACUACAUCGAAGGUCGUGACGGUGGAGCAGUGACAUCCCCACUGUUGCAGCGAGUCUGUGGUACCACCCUCCCCAGCACCCAGGUCUCCACAGGCAAUGUCAUGUUUGCCCGAUUCCGAACUGACAACAGUGUCACGCGUGUUGGCUUCAAGGCACGAUAUGAGAUAGCAACGUGCGGUGGCAGGAUCAAUGGCGCCAAUGGAACCAUCACCAGCCCGAACUAUCCUCAGAAUUAUGAUGCAAAUCUGGAUUGUGAAUGGUACAUCUUUGCACCAGAUGGCCACUACAUAACCUUCACCUUCACAUCCUUCAACAUUCAAAGGUCAACCAAUUGUGCUGCAGACUCUCUGGCAAUCAGAGAAUUCAAUGAAACUGGAACUGUACUAUUCAAUGGUUGUGGCUCAAGGACUGUUUCACCCAUCGACACAUCAGACAGUUUUGCCUAUGUCCGCUUCAGAACUGACUCCUCCACUGCUGCCCCAGGCUUCAGUAUAUUCUUCCAGGCCAGUGUCGAAGCGUGUGGAGGUGACCUUGUAACACCGUCAGGUGUUUUAACGUCUCCCAACUACCCAGGAGUGUAUGCUCAUAAUCGCAUUUGUGAGUGGAGAAUACAAGUUCCGGCAGGACGAAAAGUGACCUUGACCUUCACAGAUUUCAGACUUGAAUCCUCAAGAACAUGCAGCUGGGAUUAUAUUGAGGCUUACAAUGGUAUCCUGUCCAACUCUCCGAGAAUCGGCCGCUACUGUGGUGACACAAAUCCUGGUGUUAUUGAGUCCUCAGGAAAUUACAUGCGUGUCAAGUUCCGAACUGAUAGAUCAGUCACUUAUGGAGGCUUCAGGGCAACCUACUCUUCCAACAAUGAAGCAGAUUGUGGUGGCAUCAUCAAUGGUGCUGGCAACAUCACCUCACCUGGCUACUUUGAGAACGGCAACUACACCAACAACCUUGAGUGUCUGUGGACCGUCAACAACCCCGUGAAUGUCAACUCCUCCAUCAAGAUCAUCGUAAGGGACCUGGAACUGGAACAACAUGUCCAAUGCAGAUUUGAUUUCCUCAACAUCAGAGAAGGAACCAGUCAAAGUGCUCCACUCCUGACACAGUUCUGUGGCAACAACACGAUUCCAAGACCAUUUGUAUCUCCAGUGCCUUCAUUGUGGUUCAGAUUCAAGACCGACUUCUCUAUUGUAAGACGAGGCUUUUGGCUGGAUAUUGAAACAACAUCAUGCGGAGGUGUUCUAACCCAGCGCUCUGGUGCCAUUACUAGCCCCAACUAUCCAGCUACGUAUAACCAUGGCGACGCCUGUGCCUGGCAGAUCCUGGCUCCAGAAGGCACCAGAAUAAGGGUCCAUUUUGUGGCGAUGAAUCUGGAAAGUUCCCCUACAUGUCAGUAUGACUAUCUCCAAGUUUUCAAUGGCGGCUAUGGUGACUCACCACUGAUUGGCACCUACUGCAACAGUGUACCUUCUGACUUCCUGUCCCAGAGCAACUCUGUCCGACUUGUCUUCAUGACUGAUCCUUCAGUCGGAGCAGGAGGAUUUAAAGUGACGUAUACCUUCGAGACAAAUGCUUGUGGAGGUCUGUUCCACAGCAAUGAAGGAACUGUGAGCAGCCCGAACUACCCUAGCUUCUACCCACACAACACCCAGUGUGAAUGGGACAUCAACGUGGACAAUGGCUACACUGUUCAGAUGAACUUCCAGGCCUUUGACCUUGAAGCAGGAAGCAGUUGUCCGUAUGAUUAUGUCCAAAUGAGCAAUGUUCUGACCAAUGGGACACUGAUUCCUAGCAGACGUUGGUGCAGCACCGUAUUGCCUGACCCAUUCACUUCAACCACCAACCGUAUGAAGCUCAAGUUUAGGUCAGAUUUCAGCGCCAGAGGUACUGGCUUCUCAGCCAACUGGACGACAUCUUGUGGAGGAACCUACUAUGGAGACACGGGGAUGUUCACGUCACCUGGCUACCCCUCCGUCUACCCCAACAACAUCAUGUGCAACUACACCAUCAUGGGAGAUCCAGGGAAAUACCUUUCUCUUACAUUCGACAGCACUCUCUUCCGACUGGAAGGACCAUUAUCUUGUCGGUAUGAUUCUAUUACGGUGUACUCUGGCAAUGAUACCAGUGGCUCUCGUCUUGGACGUUUCUGUGGUAACACACCACCUCAAACCAUCACUGCUCUUGGAGGAAUGUAUGUUCAGUUUGCCACCGAUGGAAGCGUUGUUUACCAAGGCUUUAAGGCCAAUUUUGUUGCUGAAGAAUGUGGUGGUAUAUUCAACAAUGCAUAUGGCACCUUCAGCACCCUGGCCCAUCCCAACAACUACCUCAACAAUCACAACUGCACAUGGAUCAUCAAUGUGGCCACUAACAGGAUUGUGGAACUGAAAUUUACAAGAUUUGAGCUAGAGCUGCAUUCACGAUGUGGAUUUGAUUAUGUGGAAGUCCGAGAUGGUAACAGUUCCAGUUCUCCUCUCAUUGGUCGAUACUGUGGAACCACCACACCCGAAUUCAUUAGAUCCACUGGUCGACAGAUGUUUGUUAAUUUCGUCACAGACAUAUCUGUUACAAGAGAUGGUUUCUCGGCUGCCUACAGACAGACAUUUGGUGUUGCACAGGGAUGUGGAGGCUUCCUCAACAACACUGCUGGCGGCACCAUCACCUCCGUGGACAUUGACAACAAUGGCCAGUAUGAGAAUGACCUUAACUGUGCAUGGACAGUCAUGAUGGCACCCAACAAACUGGCCACUCUCAACAUCACCAGAAUGAACAUUGAGGCAGACAGAUCCUGUAGAUAUGACGCUCUUAAGGUAUAUGAUGGCCUCAGCAUGCAAGAUACGCUGAUAGGAACUUACUGUGGAAGCACUCCGCCUCCAAUCAUUAGAGGCCUGUCCAACGCCCUCUAUGUUGUGUUCACUUCAGACAGUUCAGUAACAAGAUCAGGUUUCACUGCCACCUACGGACAACAAGAUGCACUGUGUGGUGGUACCUUGACAGCUACCAACACGCCCCAGACUAUCAUGUCGCCCAACUAUCCAAAUGCUGCCGGCCAGGCAGUCCGAUGCCGCUGGGUCAUCGACUCCAUGUCCAGAUUCUCCCAAGUGCAACUUCAGCUCAAUGCUCUCAGCCUAGUACAGGACUCAAGCUGUUCCCAAGAAUAUAUUGAGUUCAGAGAUGUCCCCUUGGCCCCAAGUGGUAGAAAUCUUCAUUAUUGUGGAUCAGCUGUCCCUGGGAUAUUUGACUCAGCUGGCCAGGUCAUGCAGGUCAACUAUGUUGUGCCUGAUGGAUCAAGCAGUGGUGGAUUCAGUUUGACCUAUCAGAUUGCCUCAUGUGACAGGAACGUGACAGGGUCCAGUGGCCGUAUCGUCAGCCCCGGGUGGCCAGGGAACUAUCCUCGUAACGUCAACUGUGAUAUACAACUCACCACCCCACCAGGGACAACAAUAGCUCUCUACUUCACAUCCAUGAACAUCGAGUUCCACACAAGUUGUCGAUUUGACUACCUGGAGAUCCACAACGGAACAAGUCUCAGUGACCCCCGAGUGUCCAAGCUGUGUGGCCAGGUCACCCCUGAUCCCAUCUUCAUCAACGGAAACCAGGCAUACAUGAACUUCAAAACCGAUUUCUCUGUCAACCAUCCCGGAUAUGACAUUUCAUAUACAUCCACUACAGAAGGUUUGGGAUGUGGAGGCAACUUGACUGGAAUCAAUGGCAGUCUCACCAGUCCACAAUUCCCUGGCAACUUCUCCGACGUUCAGACUUGUCGCUGGCUUAUACGAGUUCCUGCAAGGCGAACUCUAACCUUAACCUUUGCGACCUUGAGUGUCCAAGGAGAAGCCCGCUGUACAGACAAUUAUGUAGCUGUGUAUGAUGGUGAUAGUGAUGGAAAUCAAAUCUUUGGCAGAUACUGCAAUACUGUCCCGGCAACUCUUACAGCUUCUGGAACAACAGCCUACGUCAAAUAUGUGUCGACAGGAAGUGCACCUGCACCUGCAUUCCGACUCCUGUUCAACAGUUAAAUACCAACCAGAUUUGAUUAUUUAUUCUUCCAAACUCAGAAUAUUUUGGACUUUAUUAUGUAUAUACAUGUCCUUUUUGUGACAAUUACAAAAUUAUAAACAAGUGAUGUUUGGUAUUGUGAUUCAGUCAUGUCUGGUAGAUCACCGUAGGGCAAAUAAAUCAACUUCGUAUGAUCAAUUCGUUAAGUGAUGUUUGUAUGUCCAGUUGUAAUAUAUAUAUAUAUAUAUAGAUAUAGAUUUAUAGUCAUGUUCAUAGGUAUACUAACAAAAACAAGUUUGACAAUCACUUUUGGAUCUAUUUUCAAUUUAACUGUCCAGUCUCACUGAGAAAAAUCUUGCGUAAGGGUUAUCGACAUCUUCAAGUUAUUCAGUCAUGUAACUGUUUCAUAUUUUUUCCAAUAUCUUCUUUUGAGAUGAAUAUUUUUGUAAAACUUUUGCUUAAAAUUGUGUAUAUAUAGUAUGUUUGUGGUUGGAAUUGUAUUUUAUCAUAUAUUUUCAGGGAUGUGUUUCAAAUAAUUCUAUGUUUUUAUUUUCCACAUAUCAUUGUAAGUAUCACCUGUGUAAAAUCAAUAAACGAGGAGCUCCUA
Haliotis rubra (blacklip abalone) is the source of this 11401-nucleotide messenger RNA. Its product is annotated as cubilin-like. NCBI's taxonomy places the organism in Eukaryota, Metazoa, Mollusca, Gastropoda, Lepetellida, Haliotidae. Gene Ontology annotation, molecular function: calcium ion binding. The record is from RefSeq and is a predicted model, not a curated record.